UAAGUUUAAGAAAUGGGAAUAGCCAGAAAAUGUUCAUAUUGUGGAAAAUUAGGUCACAAUUCAAGGACUUGUAAAAGUCCUCUCGGUCACGGAUACCUGAAGCUCUUUGGAGUGCAGCUUGACAUUUCUUCUUCUUCUUCAUCUUCUACUGUUUCCUUUUCUUCACCUUCAUAUUCUGCCAUGACCAACCACUUCUUCUCUUUAUCUCCUUCCUUUCGUGAUCAAAAUCAAAAUUCAGAUGCUUACUUACUCACUGCCAACACCCUCCUAUCGAGAAUUCAAGACACAAAAAAAGGUGUGGCAUGGACAGAGGAAGAACACAGGGUGUUUCUCUUAGGGCUACAGAAGCUGGGGAAGGGAAACUGGAGAGACAUAUCGAAAAGUUUUGUCAAAACAAGAACACCUGUGCAAGUUGCAAGUCAUGCACAGAAGUAUUUUCUCCGACAAUCUCACAAAACAAAACACCCUCGUACCUUGUUCCAGCUCCCUUCCUCUUCAACUUCCACUUCAUCUUCAUCUAAUUGCACUGCUCCGAUGCCACACCCAGAUUUAGAACUCAAACUCGCAACUCCCACGCCAUUGGAGCUAUAUAUAGCAGAUGCAUGAUUUUUCAGUUUCUGUGUCAUAUAUAUUAACUUCUCUAUAUGUGCAAUAUCUACUUUUU
Vigna radiata var. radiata (mung bean) is the source of this 664-nucleotide messenger RNA. RefSeq names its product transcription factor MYBS3-like. Lineage: Eukaryota; Viridiplantae; Streptophyta; Magnoliopsida; Fabales; Fabaceae. The transcript is spliced from 2 exons. Gene Ontology annotation, biological process: response to gibberellin; response to ethylene; response to auxin. Gene Ontology annotation, molecular function: zinc ion binding; DNA binding. The coding region runs from base 13 to 606 and encodes 197 amino acids. The record is from RefSeq and is a predicted model, not a curated record.